UGAAACCUAGCUCUUAUCCAUCUGAGCUACAUAGUUGGGCUUUAACCGAAGCUACGAAUUCAAUGGCACAACUGCCCUUUGUCGCAUGCCCGGAAGGAUCCAUCCCAAUAUUACAAGAUAGAAAAGAUGGUAAAAUAGAGAUUUCAAAUUAUCACCCGAUGGAUAAUGCUGGUAAAGGAGAGCUCGCAGGUAUCAAAAUCGUAGAUGAUAUAUACGGAUCUCAUGUUUCCAUCAAUGUUUAUGAGCCAAAAGUGAAAGAAAAAACUGCAGAUUUUAGUGCAUCAUGGGUUGAGAUGUCAAAUAACGAGAACACGAGCUAUUAUGAAACAAUAGCUGCUGGAUCUGUUGUGUGGCCAAGCUUGCAUGGUGAUGAUUUUGCUAGAUUUCACACUACUUGGUAUGGUAAGGACAACAAUGCUUGUUGGGAUCACCGAUGUCCUGGUUUUGUGCAAGUUAGUCCGGCGUUGUCCUUGGAGGAAGGAUACAUCCAGUUUCUACCUAUAAUGGCGCUCAAUAUGAAAUACAUGUUCAUUUGUUUAAGGACCCAAAGACCGCAAAGCUGGUGGUUAGCAUAUGGUAAGAACAAGACCCCAGUUGGAUACUGGCCGGCUUCAAUCUUCAACCACUUGAAGGAUAAAUCGAAUAUAGCAUUUUGGGGUGGACAUCUUAGUGGCCCAACAGUUCAGUCAUAUUUUCCUGAAAUGGGUAGUGGGCAUUAUGCUUCGGAGGGUUAUGGGAAAGCAGCUUUUGUGAGAGAUAUUAAAAUUGUGGAUGGGAAUAACAUGUAUGUUACACCGAAUAGCGCAAAGACCAUUGCAAGCAGUAGCAAGAUGACAUGUUACACAGUUGAUAAAUUCGGGCAGGACAAUGAUGGCAUGCAUGUCUAUUAUGGUGGACCAGGUGGAUGUACUAAUUAG
This is a messenger RNA of Lolium perenne, 917 nucleotides long. The record is from RefSeq and is a predicted model, not a curated record. Lineage: Eukaryota; Viridiplantae; Streptophyta; Magnoliopsida; Poales; Poaceae.